Aspergillus mulundensis is the source of this 789-nucleotide messenger RNA. Its product is annotated as nuclear transport factor 2 family protein. The transcript has 2 exons. The record is from RefSeq and is a predicted model, not a curated record. The coding region runs from base 1 to 789 and encodes 262 amino acids. Gene Ontology annotation, biological process: response to xenobiotic stimulus. Gene Ontology annotation, molecular function: DNA-binding transcription factor activity. Lineage: Eukaryota; Fungi; Ascomycota; Eurotiomycetes; Eurotiales; Aspergillaceae.
AUGAUCUGGAAAUAUCAGUUGCAGGCUACCUUGGCCUGCGUUGCCUUUAUCAGCACCCUCAGCUACGCCGUCUUACCAUUCUGGACAAGCUACCAACCCUCCAUACAAGCCCAAGAGCCCCUUGAAGGCCCUGGUUGCGACGGCUCGGGAAUAGUCGACCCAGAUGGUCGAUGUAAUGGUGACGGAGUUGUCGACAACCCUCCAGAUCCCAAAAGGGAAGGGUUUCGGUUCGAGAACCCUUCCACCGACUGCAAAUACGUGAGUCAGAUGUACAUAUACGAUGUGUUCAAAGUGCUCGAAAAGGACAUGGGCAAGCUCUUCACGUACGUCCACAAGGACGUCGACUUCCACGUCAUGGGCCACCACCCGGUUGCGGGCCAUUAUCACGACCUGCUCCAUUUUUAUGUCAAUGCGCUCCGAAGAGUCUCGGUAUGCUUCUCGGAGCAUGCGGAGAAGUUCGAAGUUCACCCACAGGCGAUUCAUGGUGGAUGCAAUAGCCGGUGGUCAGUCCAGGAAAUCCAGUUCAAAGGACUGCUCAAUACAGGUGACACCUUUGACGUGGUCAAUGUUUGGGUGACGCGAUGGCACGAGGGACAAAUGGUGGAGGCUAGGACAUAUAUCGAUCAAGGCUCAGUCACCGACGCCCUGAGAAGGAAUGAGCUGUGGACAAACGGGACCUCAUAUCGGGAUAAUCCGCAAUAUAUGCCUGGACCUGCUGGGAUGCCGGACUUGGAUGAGUUGAAAAAGCUGAUGCAUCGUCCCGAUGGGCGGCGGUAUGAUGACCUGUAG